GUCGCCGACACACGAUAAAGUUGUUCCGAAAGAUUAUUAUUAUUAUUUAAUAUAUUCAAUUAUUAUUAUUGGCUAUUGCAUAAUACUCAAUAACAGUGUGCUCUACAACCGUCGCUCGUGGACUCGACGUUCUGGCCCAUCCCGAAUCGCGUCGUUCAAUAAUAAUUAAAUCUCGUCACGUAACCGGGACAGUGUACGUUCCAUUCCCGCGGUCCCGUCGAACGGCACAAUAGUAACGACACUCGCGGCGUCUCAGGUCAGACUCGCGGAAAACGCCGAACCGACUGGCGCGCGCGCGCUCGCCCGUUCUCAGUCGUCUACCUCGCGGGAGUGGCGAUACCCCUCCGCGCUCGGCCGCCCGUCCCGUUAAUUGCUUGUGAGCAGGUCGACGUCCCGUGGUCCCACUGUCCGUCCCGUGUUCCACCAUGGCCGCUUUCAGUACCGCGUUCGCGGUAGCCGUCUGCUGUUUCGCGCUGUUCGGUUCGACGUCCGUGUCGUCCGACGGUGGCGCCGGAAAUCCGUCCAAGAGCGUUCACCUCGGCGGCAAAGGACCCGUCGAGGGCCAACAGACGCUCAAGUUCCUGUACUGUUACUCUUGCGGAUAUCAAAAAGCAUUUGAUCAAUACUCAAGUAUUCUUAGUGAAAAAUACCCUCAUCUUCACAUUGAUGGAGCAAAUUAUGACCCUUCUAUGGCACAUUUACUAGCAGCUAAAGUAUUGAGCCUAGCAAAAAUGGUGAUUAUUAUUGCCAUUGGAUCUGGAAUCAACUUAUUCGAAUAUAUUGGCAAACAGCAACCAAACUGGUGGAUCUGGUGUACAUCUAAUAAAAUCUACGCUUGUCUUGUGGUAUUUUUUGGUUCAAAUAUGUUUGAAGGAAUGCUUAUUUCAACUGGUGCAUUUGAGUUGUAUUUUAAUGAUAUUCCUGUUUGGUCGAAAUUGGAAACUGGAAGAAUUCCUCAGCCUGCUGAAUUAUUACAAAUUAUAGAUAACUAUUUAUUGUUUGAUAACCCAUACCCUGCUUAAGUAUUUCCAAACAUUUAAUUACCCAAAAAAUGAUUUCUUCUUUAAUCGAGUAAUAUUCUGUUUUUUUUUUGUUUUUUUUAUAAGUAUAAUAUUUACCAUAUUGUUUUAUUAAACGCUUUAGUGAUUAUAUCAUUAGUAAACAAAAUAACAUAAUAUUUUCCUACUGCUCUUAAUGAAUCAGGGAGGGCAAACCAAAUCCCAAUACCUCUGUAUAAACAUAAAUAAUGUAAUUAACGUUUUAGGUUUGUGUCAGUAAAAAUUUAAUACAAACAAAUUAUUGUAAACGAAUAAUUUUUAAACAUUUCUUGCUCGCCCGUUUCAAAUAAAUAUGUUACACACUCAAAUCACGUUAACAUACACAAAUUUAAAUAUUGCUUUAAGUACAUUUUAAAUGAUGCUGAAUACUACAUAUGUUAUUCGGAACUAUUAUUGUCAUAAUGUUUUGGUUAUUAUUAGUUACACAUGCCAUAUAUUCUGUAAACACUUUUAAAAAUCAAUUCUGUUGCCAUAUUCUUUGUUCAUCAAUUAAACUUUUUUCUGUAAAAUACAAAUUAUAAUUUGAUAGUCUUUGGUGAUCAGUUCAUCAUACCUGUAAUAGAAAUGGCUUUAAAUUUUAAUAUAACUUUAUACAUUCCAUUCUAUUAUAAGUGGACGGUUUUGUACAUUUUGAACUGAUAAAAUAAAUAUUGACAAAACGUAUCAUAAUAUGUAAUUGUUACAUUUUCUUAAUUUAUUUUAUUAUUAUGAACAAAUAUUAAUUAACUCAUAGUUAUUAUUGUUUUAAAAAUUAGAGGUCUCAUUCAACGUGUUUAUUUUAAGUUAUUUGUUUCCAAACUGCCAUUUUUCAAAUUUUAAUCAUUAAUGCCUUGUUAAAAAACAUUAUUUCAUGGAUGAUUACUUAUGAUGACUUAACUGUUAAAAUCCGAAUUUUAAAGUAAAAAUAAUCUUAUUUUUCUUUUAACUGUUAAAAUUGUGUUUUUAAUGAAUGAGUGCAUAUACAUUUUAAAUUUAACUCAUUUGUUUAUAUUUUAUAAUAUUAUAAAUCAACAAACAAUAAACUGUUUUGGAAUCAGCUUUUAAAAACUAAACUGGGAUUGAAUUAAGUAAAUCAAGAUAUACCAGAAUUGAAUUAAAGUAUAAAAUAUUUAACAAGGAUCUAAGCAGUUUAUUUAUUUUAAAACUUGGAUCGAGUAAAAUGCUGUAAGAAAUUUGCAAUUAUAUCAGUCUCGUAUUUCAAAAAGAAAACUGCUGACAUCAAACCCAAAAACAUAUUUUGAUAAACUAUUAAAAUGUAUUGACUAUGUCUAAUAGUGUUAAUUCCAAUCGUACAAGGAAUUGCAUUUUAUGAAACAGUAAAAAUACAUUUUCAUCUAUUUGAACAAAUAGUGAGACGGCUAAUAAAUUAAAACAUCAAUAACCGACUUACUAUUUGUUAAUUUGUUUGCCAUUUUUAAAUGAACAAUCUCUGUUUUUGUUACAUGUUGUAAUUUAUUUAUUCUAAAUAUUCUUAAAAUAAUUUUUAAGAAAUAUUUUUAGGUUUCAUGUGCAAAUAUUUAAAUAAACGUAAGAGUCUAAACCAAAGAA
Molecule: messenger RNA, 2606 nt
Organism: Metopolophium dirhodum (rose-grain aphid)
Lineage: Eukaryota; Metazoa; Arthropoda; Insecta; Hemiptera; Aphididae
Gene: SelT
Product: thioredoxin reductase-like selenoprotein T homolog CG3887
Exons: 4
Coding region: 426-1022 (198 amino acids)
Biological process (GO): cell redox homeostasis
Cellular component (GO): endoplasmic reticulum membrane
Molecular function (GO): thioredoxin-disulfide reductase (NADPH) activity
Source: RefSeq, a predicted model, not a curated record